Messenger RNA from Striga asiatica, 582 nucleotides. Lineage: Eukaryota; Viridiplantae; Streptophyta; Magnoliopsida; Lamiales; Orobanchaceae. The record is from the annotation of a GenBank genome assembly.
AUGACGAUUGAUGAGGAGGAUCGACCCCAUGGGUCAAACCUAAGCCCGCUCGCCCCUGAUCCUCCUGGCCAACUGGAUAUCCUUGGGCAUAAUCGUCACCCUCUUAGCAUGAAUGGCGCAGAGGUUGGUGUCCUCGAACAGACCCACCAGGUACGCCUCGGCCGCUUCCUGCAGGGCGGAGACGGCGGAGCUCUGGAAGCGGAGGUCUGUCUUGAAGUCCUGCGCGAUUUCCCUGACAAGCCUCUGGAAGGGGAGCUUCCGGAUGAGCAGCUCGGUGCUCUUCUGGUACUUGCGAAUCUCCCUGAGAGCCACCGUGCCGGGGCGGAAGCGGUGGGGCUUCUUGACGCCGCCGGUGGCGGGGGCGGAUUUCCUGGCGGCCUUGGUGGCCAGCUGCUUCCUCGGAGCCUUGCCGCCGGUGGAUUUCCUCGCAGUCUGUUUGGUACGCGCCAUUUGACCAGUGAGUUGGAUCGAUGUAUUAGGGAAUUUGAGAUUAAUGGUUUGAGGAGGGAAAUUCAGGCGGGUUGGGGGGAAUUUGAUCUUUCUGAAAGAGGGGAUGUUUGUUGGCCGUUGGAUGUGAAGUAG